Messenger RNA from Toxotes jaculatrix (banded archerfish), 4095 nucleotides. RefSeq names its product coiled-coil domain-containing protein 136-like. The record is from RefSeq and is a predicted model, not a curated record. Bases 81 to 1670 code for a protein of 529 amino acids. Gene Ontology annotation, biological process: acrosome assembly; single fertilization. The transcript has 10 exons. Gene Ontology annotation, cellular component: acrosomal membrane. Lineage: Eukaryota; Metazoa; Chordata; Actinopteri; Toxotidae.
UUGGGGACAGGAAGAGGCACUGAAAAGAGGGAAGGGGUUUAAAGAAGAGUGCAAAAAUAGUAAACAGAGUGAGUGUGUGUAUGUGUGUGUGUAAGAAAGAGAGAGAGAGAGGGAGGUUUGUGCAGGGAAACGGAGCUUUCCGUCUGGAAAACAGCAUCUUUCCCUCCACUCUGCUCCUCCCCUCUUCCCUCUCGGCAUCUCUCCCACGCUUCAGAGCUCAGCCUUCAGCUCCCCGGACCCUCCCGAGUUCUCCCGAGCUACAGGGGGCUAUGGAUGGACUGCGUUUACCUCCACUCAUCGAGGAGGCUUUGGACUCUACAGAUGACCCGUGCGAUCUGAAAGCAGAGAGCAGCCCCACCAUGGACAACGAGAUAACAGCCAAGGAGAGAGGCGUCCUGGAGGAGAACAACGAGAAGGAGGAGAUGGACCGGGAGAGAGCUCAGGAGGAGGAGGGGGAAGAGAAGAAGCUCAAGGAGGAGGAAGGCGAAGGGGAAGAGAAGAGGAGGAAGGAGCAGGAGCCGCUCACAGAGGAGCAGGAGCUAGAGGAGCUGAGGGCCCAGGUGCUGCAGCUGCUGCUGGAGCUGGAGGACGCCAGGGAGACCUCCAACAAACACCAGGAGAGCUUCCACGAACUGCAAGGUCUGUUGGAGGAUGAGCGUCUGGCCAGCGCCCAUCAGGCAGAAGCCUUCACACGCCAAAUCCAGAAUCUUCAAGCCCAGCUGCGCUCUGUGCAGGAGGAGAUGGACAGCCUGGAGGAGGAGAAGGAGAGUGAGCUGGCUGAGGCCCAGGAGGAGCUGCGUGCAGCUCAGGAGGAGGUGCUCCUUCUCCAGCAGGCAGCAGAGGAGGCGGCAGCCGAGAGGGAGAACGACAUCGCCUCGUUGCAGGAGGAGCUGUGUCGCCGACGGGCUGAACUGCAGCGCCUCAGUGAGGAGACCCAGGAGUACGAGCUGGAGAUCACCACACUGAGGGCUGAGAUCAGCAUGAAGAGUCAGCGCAGGGAGGCCGAGAGGAGAGAGGGUGACGUGGACCUGCUGAAGGAGGAGUGCCGUAUGCUGAGGGAGGAGUGUCAGACCCUGAAGGAGGACAACAGACGUCUCACUGAGAGGCUGCAGCUGCUGCAGAGACAGAGGACAUGCUCCAGUGUGUACCUCUCACUGAAAGAGGAGGAUGCAGGAGAGGGCACCGAGGGGAAGGAGAUGGAAACUGGCCCAGAUGAGGUUAUGACCGAGAGCUACAUGACCAUGGCCCAGUCUGAGAACUGUCGCCUGGUGGACGCCUCCAUCCAGAAGAAUAUUUCAUUUGAUGGGAAGCCCGUGACACCGACCAGCUGGAAUGGAGGCGUCGGGGAGAUCUUCUCCCUGAGAGACCAGCUGAAACAGGCCGAGGAGAAGGCCUCGCAGGUGCAGAGAGAGUGUGACGGUCUGAAGAUGGAGCUGCAGGAGCUUCAGGUACUGUAUGACAGCAGUCAGAGGGAAAGAGCAGAGCUGGAGGAGGAGCUGCAGCGCUGCAAGGCAGAGCUGGAGAAGCUGUCAGGGGGGGCUCAGAGAUUCAUCCAUCCGUCUGAGCACCCUGUUCUCUCCAUCCCCUUCAUAGGAAUGAUUGUAAUAGUGGCUGUGGUCUGGUGCUGGUUGUCGGAGCUGGCGUCCCAGAGAGCAAGGGGAGUGAGGUAGGUUGGAACUCCAUUUUGACUAUCACUGCAGCCACAGCAGUGCUACUAAUGAUGACUAGCUUGUUGAGAGCUAUUGUCCGAUGUUGACUGGAUGGGCAACAACUGCACAGGGACAAGACGUCUGCUUUAGGCCAGCCCUCGUCGUCUCCUGCUAUGUCUAUAGACUGACCUGGAAUUCUCUAAAUGUGAUAGAGCUGACAGCUUUGUAGUAGAAAAAAGUAUGAGAAAUUUUAUCUGUAAUGAGAAGGUACAACAUGCACACGCAGACUGAGAACAAAGCUCUCAGUCUCAUUUUAUUGGUGUUCAUGAGAAGAUCGCUAUGACGAUGACCUGCAGAGAGCCACAUGAGGACUGAUCUCACUAACUGUAUGCUAGUACUGUCUUUUCUCCUCUGUGUCUGUGAUUUUUUUUCUAUCCUUUAGCUAAACAAUGUGAUAAAAUGAAGAUUUUUAUUAUUAAUGUGCACCAAUUUUUUUCAAUUUAUUUAACAAAUGUUUAUUUAUUUGUUUGUUCAAAUAUUGUUUAUAGUUGUCUCUGAUAAUAACAACGAACCUGGAGUCCAAAAAUUCAAUACACUGAAAAUCCUGAAAUGUACAUAAUAUGUCCUUAAACAUUAAGAGAAAGAGUAGUGUCAAUUUUUUGUUAAUGAGUAGUUAACUAUCAAUGACUUCCCCAAAAAUUCUAAAUGCAAUAAAUUCACAGUACUGCAAAGGUGUAGGCCUAUUAGAAAUUACAAAAUGAAUCGACAUCAGUCUACCAUAUAUACUAUUCUAUUGCUGUUAUUCUGUCCUUUCCAAUACUAGAUAUCAGUUCUUUCCAUUGCAACAGUGUGCUAUUACAAGGAGAACAGGUAUGGCAAACAAAGCACCUGUCAGUAUGUAUAAAGCUGAUGUUUAACCCGACGUCACCCCAGGUGGGUGGAGACCGCACAUCUUCACAGAGUUUUUCAGUUAUGUGCUUUGCUCCAAGCUCUGUCUGUCUGCCUGCUCAAGCAUUGUCUUGUGUCUGACUCUGAAAUCAGACAACUCCCACGUCCCCCUUUAAUUAUCAGUUAACCAAGAUGCCAGUCAGUGCAGUAUUUCUGAUUCAUCUUGCCUUCUCACAGUUCACUCUGAAAGUUUGAACACUAAAUCUGAACCCACAGCUGCACUGUUGUUGUUUGUUAUGCGCUAGUAAAAGUAUUCCAGCAACUCUGGGGGCAAAUUCUGGUAUUAUUGAGCUAUAUUAUAAUGCUUUCGAUGUGGAGAAAUAAACUUUUUUUUUCCUCUCUUCAGCAGGAUUUAAAUGACUUGGUUUUUCCAAGUGUGUUGUUCUUAAGAUUUAUUGUGAUUGCAAGUUUUUUUUAAAAGGUACACAGUGUGAUAAUGUUGACUGUCAGCAUUCUCGUUUACUGACGACACACUUUAUGAGAAAAACUGCAGAUAGGACCAACACUGGUCGGCAUGUAGUCACACCUAGAUUAAACCGCUGAAGUGAACAAUCACAGUUAGUUGUUUGUGAAGCCAUUUAGACAUUGAAAUGGUUCCAAAAUAUGUAAAUAAGCAUCAGUUACAAAAUAUAUAUGUAUAUGUGGAAGGACUCUUUAUUAUUGUUUACAUUUGUGAAACUUUUUUUGGGUGAAAACCUUUUAGAAAUGAAAAAAGCAUGCUAUAAAACAUAGAAGCACAAUAUAUAAUUUAUGUUGGUUAUGUUGAUUAUGUUACUUUGUAUUUCAUGUAAAUAGAUGUGACAUAUAGUACUAUGGGAGAGAUAUUUCUUAAAUCCAUUUGUACUAGCUUUGUAGAAAGUUUAUUCUAUUUUGAAAGAGCAUCGUAUAUUUGAUAGCCAAAUUAUAUGCUAUAUAAAUGUUUAUUUAUGGUGACGUUACUCAGAAGACCUACUUGCAUUGCUAAUCAUUUUCAGUACCUCUGUGUUCAAAGGUGGUGUAGUCAUUGCAUGCAUUUAGAUUGCAUUUGACCUUAGUUGCCAGAAACAGCAAGUACGACUCCUGGUUUUUCCAGUCCAUUAACUUUCAGAAAUGUAUAGAAAUCAUUUCUGAAACAUUUGUCAUUAAACAGAACCUUGAUAAGCAAUGCCUGACCAAUUUCUGCAUAUGAACAUACGCUGAGGAAAUAAUGUGCCACUGGACUGCAAAAGGUUGUCACUGUCUUUUUAAAUUGAUUAAUUUGAAAUAAAAAUUAAAUUCUCAUUGACGGCAAUAGUACAUUUGGACGUUGUUGGACUCAGGACAUUGUUUAUCAUCAUUUCUGAGCUUAUUUCAUGAAUAUUAAAUUUAUCAUAGUUUCAUAAGCUUCUGUACUGCAGAGUGUUGCUCAGCUUGCUGCUUUACAUAUUGAUAGCAGUGUUGUUUUCAAUAUAGGUGUGGCUAUUUUGUUACCUGGAGGUCUAUUUUGUACUGUAAAUGACUUGAGGAAAUAAAUAUACCC